This is a messenger RNA of Phragmites australis (common reed), 1514 nucleotides long. Its product is annotated as probable leucine-rich repeat receptor-like protein kinase At1g35710. NCBI's taxonomy places the organism in Eukaryota, Viridiplantae, Streptophyta, Magnoliopsida, Poales, Poaceae. The transcript has 11 exons. Bases 150 to 1139 code for a protein of 329 amino acids. Gene Ontology annotation, molecular function: protein binding. The record is from RefSeq and is a predicted model, not a curated record.
AUAGUGUGACCGUGACCGUGAGUGCCCACCCGCCCACUCGCACUCCCACUACCCCACCCCUUCCCUUCCCAUUCCAUUCUCUUCUCUUAUGGUGCCCCGCCGCGCGCCGCGCCACCACCACUAGCGUCCUGCUCGUUCCCCGUCCGUCCAUGGCCGCAGCGCCGUUCGCCCGCGUCUUGUCCCUCGUCCUCUUCCUCCUCAUCCUGACUGGCGCCGCGCGGGGCAAGACGGUGAAGAGAGAUGUGAAAGCAUUGAAUGAGAUCAAGUCUUCACUAGGCUGGAGAGUUGUAUACUCGUGGGUAGGCGAUGACCCUUGUGGGCAUGGUGAUCUACCCCCCUGGUCUGGUGUGACAUGUUCUCAGCAGGGGGAUUAUAGAGUUGUGACAGAACUGGAAGUAUAUGCUGUAUCAAUAGUUGGUCCUUUUCCUACAGCAGUAACUAACCUGUUGGAUCUGAAAAGAUUGGAUCUCCACAAUAACAAGUUGACGGGGCCAAUUCCUCCACAGAUUGGACGGUUGAAACAUCUCAGGAUAUUGAACCUGAGGUGGAAUAAACUUCAAGAUGUGCUUCCGCCCGAAAUUGGUGAACUAAAAAAAUUGACACACUUGUACUUGAGCUUCAAUAACUUCAAAGGUGAAAUUCCGGUGGAGCUUGCAAACCUACCAGAACUGCGUUAUCUUUAUCUUCACGAGAACCGCUUUACUGGGCAGAUCCCCCCUGAACUUGGAACUCUGAAGAACCUACGUCACCUUGACGUUGGUAACAACCACUUGACAGGCACUCUCAGGGACUUUGUUGGCAAUGAGAAUGGCUUCCCCUCCUUGAGGAAUCUAUACCUUAACAAUAAUGAAUUGACUGGUGUGCUGCCAGAACAGAUCGCAAAUUUGACAAACCUUGAGAUCUUGCACUUGUCCAAUAACAAGCUGAUUGGAUCAGUAUCGCCAAAACUAGUUCAUAUUCCAAGAUUGACCUAUUUGUACUUGGACAAUAACAACUUCAUUGGGAGGAUACCUGAAGGGUUAUACAAGCAUCCAUUUUUGAAGGAGCUGUACAUUGAAGGAAACCACUUUAGACCAGGAACCAAAUCAAAAGGAACGCACAAAGUGCUUGAAUUGCCUGAUGCUGACAUUUUAGUUUAGCCAAGCCCAUAUGCGGGCUUGUUGUUUAUCCUGCAGUAGAUUACGACAAAGGUCACGAUUCUACAUCUCUUCAUGUAGGUGUGAAAUGCACGCAUGAUUUUAGGGCAUAUGUAACUAUGUUUCACGUUGCAUUGUUCAAUGACAAAUUUACAUAUGCAAAAGGCCUCUUGCAAAAAAGGAAGAAAAGAAAUCAGUGAGUAGUAAAGUCCACUGUCAUACUGCAAUCAUCAUUAGAUGAGUGUACAGGUUGUAUUGUUUACCCUGUACCUUUGCUGUAUGAUGGAGAUGCUCUUCAGAUGUAAUGCCAGCACAUUGCACGGCACCGACAGUCCUAGCACAGCCACUGGCUAAUGAUAUUUUUGUUAUGCCACUGGA